AUGGCUUCUGCGCCCGCAUUCAGAUCUCGAGUGGUCGCGGUGGUGGGCACCGUUGCGGCCACGGGCGUCGCGGUCGGCGUCGCGUCCAGGUUCUUUGGCGGUGCUGUGCGCGCAGACUCGCCAGCGUCGCCGCGCAAGGCGUUUGGUGGUGGGCCGGCGUUUCUGUCGCUGCCGCUGGAGAGCGCGGAGCUGGUCAACCAUAACACGAAGAAGCUGCGCUUUCGGCUGCCGGAGAAGGAUGCCGUUAGCGGGCUGACCCUGACGUCUGCGCUUCUGACUUUCUCGUGGCCAAAGGACCAGUGGUUUCCAGUCGUGAGGCCUUAUACCCCCGUCAGCAGUUCAGAUGAGCCUGGACACAUCGACCUUUUGGUAAAGCGCUAUCCGGACGGCAAGUCGAGCACGCACCUUCACUCUCUCGAACCCGGCCAGUCCCUCCGUUUCCUCGCCGCGCUCAAGGGCCCUCAAUGGACGCCCAACCAGGUCCCGCACGUCGUGCUCAUCGCCGGCGGCGCAGGCAUCACGCCGUGUUACCAGCUCGCGCAGGGCAUACUGCGGAACCCCGAUGACCGCACCGCAGUCACGCUGGUGUACGGCGCCAACAGCGACGCGGACGUGCUGUUGCGCGAGGAGCUUACGAACUGGGAGAAGAGAUUUCCCGGGCGAUUCAAGGCAGUCUACACGGUGAGCCGGCCAGUGGAGGGGUCCAAGUAUAGAAAGGGAUACGUGAACGAGCAGCUGUUGCGUGAGGCCGUGCCGGGCGUGGGUGGCAACGACACCAAGGUGUUCGUGUGCGGGCCGCCGCCGAUGGAGAAGAGCUUGGUGGGCGACCGCUCGACAAAGGGCGUGCUUGAAGAACUUGGGUAUCGCAAGGACCAAGUUACGAAGUUCUGA
This is a messenger RNA of Purpureocillium lilacinum, 891 nucleotides long. RefSeq lists its product as uncharacterized. Gene Ontology annotation, molecular function: cytochrome-b5 reductase activity, acting on NAD(P)H. NCBI's taxonomy places the organism in Eukaryota, Fungi, Ascomycota, Sordariomycetes, Hypocreales, Ophiocordycipitaceae. The record is from RefSeq and is a predicted model, not a curated record.